AUGCAUGGGGGAGUUCGUGACAAACGGACAUCGUUAUUGCACAACUGCGUUGAGCUGAAUGCCCUGGCUGCAAGGUGUGACAAGUCUCACCAGCACAAGGAGUGGUCAGUAAGCAGGACAUUGGAUGGCAAGUGGGCGUAUGAUACCUCAAGCGAGGCUGAGUACCCCCUCCAGCUUUGUCAGAAGAUUGCAGCAAUCAUCAGUCGUUGUGCAGUUUCCAAACGUUUGCCAAUCAGUUUAGAACCUAAAGGGCCCUCACCAGUCAUACAGUCCAAUGCGGCAUGGAAAAUCGCUGCGGGGAGACAGCCCCGUGGCCGCCGUAGCCCAGGUAUGCUCCCUGAAGAUGGGCAGGUCGUGGACCUCCUGGUGAAUGCCCAGGUGGACCUCAAUGUGGUCCAGCACUGGAAGGGACGGGUUGACCGUGAAAUCACCCUUGCAGGCAGAGUUUUUCCAGCAGGUUCCAGGCUUAUUAGUGCAGUACCGUCCAAUAAUAGCGGGGAAAAGUGCGGGGACGAGCUCAAAUUGGUACAUAUGUCAGUAUUGGUUGGAAUCCCCAUGACUUUCCAAGACAGCAUUAGGAGGUCCUUGGAGCUGGUGCACCCUUUUGACACAUGUCAACAGGUGCCUGACCACGUCCUCACAGCCAUGUUUCAUGUGGUCACCAAAGGGACUGACUGGAUACAUGAAGAGCGUGUUAAACGAUUGAGAUGGCUGAAGAGGAGGGCGGCAGAGUUGGCGCCCAGAGAGCUGGAAUUUCACAGGGCAAUGGAACCUAAGGUAGCCGAAAUCUUGCAAGGCAAGAGCCUUCUGCUUUUUGACGAAGUCUUGAGACAAGUUGGGUAUGGGGACACCAACCUGGUUCAUGACAUAGCAGUUGGGUUACCCAUCACAGGUCAAGGCCGGGAUACAGGUUGUUUCCAGCCAGAGUUCAAACCUGCACAGCUUACACAAGAUGAUUUGUGGAAGAUUGCAAAGUAUUCACAAGAGGAGGUCAAGUCGAAAAUCCCACCUCACAUGGCCAAGCGGGAGGUUCAAGUCGAUGGCAGGCCUGUUGACGUUGCCCAGGAAGUCUGGGCAUCGACCAUCUCUGAGGUCGAGAAGGGUUGGCUUCAAGGACCUAUGUCGGCGGAGCAAGUGGGGGCAGUGGUAGGCAACUUGUGGACCCCAAGUAGGAGGUUUGGUAUUCUACAAGGGUCGAAGAUCCGCAACAUUGAUGACCUCAGUGAAUUUUCAGUCAAUCAGUGUUAUGGCCCAGGUGAGAAGCUGGACCUUGGUGGAGUGGACGAGGUGGUGGCGAUAUCUGCGGCUUGGAUGAGAGUCUUGGGACCCCCUGACAGACAAGAUGUUCAAGUGACAUUGAGUAGUGGAAUGCAGCUGUCAGGUCUGAAGGCACCAGAGUUCAGGUCGAAAGCUGUGGGUCUCAAGGGGAGAUGCAUGGACCUCAAGGCGGCAUAUAAACAGUUGCCCUUGAGGCCCGCGGACCGUAGUAAUGCGGUGCUUGGCGUGCUGGAACCAACAGAUGGGACAGUUUCAUUUUUCGUUUCUCAUGUGCUCCCAUUUGGGGCAACAGGAGCAGUCAUGGGGUUCAACAGACUGGCAAGGGGCUUGAGAGAGGUGCUGCAGAGGUAUUUCAUGCUCCCGGUAGUCAAUUAUUUUGAUGAUUUUCCGCAUGUGGAUGUAGCCCCCCUGGCUGUGAAAUCUCAGGUGAUCAUGGAGAGUGCCCUCAAGGUCCUGGGCUGGCAGAUAGCCGAGGAGCCAAAGAAGAGGCUCCCACCCAGCGACAGUUUCGUGGUUCUAGGUGUGGUGGUUGACCUCUCAGAAGCCGACAAGGGAGUCUGCAAAGUGAGGGACAAACCUGAAAGGGCCAGUGAGUUGAGAGAGGUGAUCAGGGAAGCCAAGAGCAUGGGAUCCUUUCCUCCUAGCAUGGCUGCAAGGGUAUAUGGUAGGCUCAACUUUGCAGAGUCGCAGUGUAGUGGGCGUUGGUUAGCACCGUUGCUCGAGCCCAUCAAACUCAGGUCUCUCAUGUGCAAGUAUGUCAAGAAGUUGAACAGCGAAGUGGAGGAGGCGCUGGUUCAAGCGGCCAUUAUGUUGGAGUCAGCGCCACCCAGAAGGUUGAACGCUUGGGAUGUUGAACCCCCGUGCAUCAUCUUCACAGAUGGUGCUUAUGAAGGUGGUGUCGCAUCUUGUGGGGCAGUCAUGUUCUCACCAAGGACAGCCAAACCGAUUGCAUUUGGUUUUGAGGUACCGGGGGCCAUCACAGACCAGUGGAAGUCGUUUGGGCAUGAGCAGGUCAUAGCUCAAGCGGAGAUGCUGCCGAUAGUGGUGAUCAAAAGACAGUUUGUGAACCUAGUUGGUAGUGCAAGGGUCAUCUUUUUCAUUGACAAUGAGGGGGUGAAGGAAGCUUUUGUGAGCGGAACGACCAAGUCAGUCGCUAGCAGAAAGAUGUUGGUGGAAGCCAUGAUGAGAGACUCUGAAAACAACAGCUUAUCGUGGUACGCACGUGUUCCAUCACCAAGUAAUGUGGCAGACCCUCCAUCAAGGUUGGAAUGGGAAAAGCUUGACCAGAUCAUUGACUACCUGAAGGUUGAAGUCAUCUUGGACUACGAGAAGUGGGGGAAAGCUUUUGUCAGCAACAUUGGCGCCCUGGUGCAGCCGUUGACAAAGUAUGAGUACAAGAGUGGUACAAAGUCCACCUGCGUCGGUUUGUUCUCGCACUCAGACCAGACUGCAGCUGCUCAAACCUUGAAGUGUCAGGUGGCUGGAGCAUCACCCAAAGGGGUUGGUGGCCGCAUGGCAGAUGUACUCGGAGCCGGAAGUCAGAAGUUUUUCGGUUGCACAGUGUUUUCGACCAGCUCCUUUUCCCUCAAGGGCAAGAAGACGUGGUCGGAAGGAUUCAGUGUGAUACAGCAGUCUGUGGAUGGCAGUGGCGACAUCCGCACCCUUGAGAACUAUGUCGCACGAAGGCCACUCAUCGACAACAUCACCAAGGAAGAGUUAGGAAACAUUUAUUCGGAGGAGUAUUCCAAGAACCUUGGGAAAAUGGUUGACAGCGCUAACAUCCUUGCAGGCCAAUUGGGCAACGUCACCCUGAGCAGCACGUGGCCAGAAACAGAAGAUUGGACUUUUCUCAGCCUCCUGCGACAGUUCCAAGCGGUUUCCAAGUUGAUCGCAACAAGCCAAACUCGCCAAAUUGAACGUGAAUUUUUCUAUGUAGAGCUGGGAGGUUUCGACACGCACAACGAGUUUGAGAAAUUGGAUGAACUCUUUGCUUUCAUCGAUGAUUCCCUGGAUGCUUUUGUCAAGGAACUCAAGGCACAGGGAGUCUUUGACUCAGUGGUCUUGGUCACAACCUCGGACUUUGGUCGCACCUUGACAUCGAAUGGCAAGGGAACAGACCAUGGCUGGGCUGGCAACCAGUUCGUGGUGGGUGGCAAGGUGAAGGGCGGUGAGAUCUACAACGAAUUCCCGACCUCCCUGCUGGAGGGGAAUUUGUAUGAUGUGGGCCGAGGACGAAUGAUUCCCCGGUAUCCCUGGGAGAGUGUGAUGCUGCCCAUCGCAGAGUGGAUGGGAGUUGAUGCAAUGGACCGCAGUACGGUCUUCCCAAACCUGCAUCAUUUCAAUUCCUCUCUGCUCCUUGCGACAAGCGCACUCUUUUCAACCUGA
Messenger RNA from Cladocopium goreaui, 3663 nucleotides. NCBI's taxonomy places the organism in Eukaryota, Dinophyceae, Suessiales, Symbiodiniaceae. The record is from the annotation of a GenBank genome assembly.